AUGGCAAAUUGGAAGAAAGAGACGGAUUUCACUACCGUGGAUGCUCUCCACAAAGAUUUGAGUAAUCCUCCAAGCAAAUACCAUGACCUGGAACUGGCUACUACCGAGGAAGAGAUCCUAGAGUUUUACAAGCGAUUUGGCAACUUUCUCAAUCAUGUCAGCCAUACAGAUGUUCCGGCAGGCAAGAAAUUCUUCGAAUUGAAGGACUACUCCAUUUUUGACCUGAUGGGUACUGUACCUCGCCCAAAUCUCGAACCUCACUAUGAUCGUAUUACGCCAUACCUGGGAAAAACCAAUCAGCAAUUUCGUGAGGUUGAGAUUGUGGCAGUUACAAAGAGCUUUGGCUAUAUCACAGCUGUGCAGCGAGUGGAUGGCAAAGCUGCUGAUGGCGAACCCUAUGACUUCUCGUUCCGUUCCACGUCACUUCUACGAAAGGUUGAUGGAGGCGAAUGGAAAUACGUUCAUGAGCACUACUCCUUUCCAGUUGACAUGACGACGAAGAUAGCGGACUUCACUGGGAAGCAAGAGGCUACUGAGUCUGUUGAAUUCAAGAAGAAGGAAUAG
Messenger RNA from Clonostachys byssicola, 564 nucleotides. The record is from the annotation of a GenBank genome assembly. NCBI's taxonomy places the organism in Eukaryota, Fungi, Ascomycota, Sordariomycetes, Hypocreales, Bionectriaceae.